Messenger RNA from Talaromyces rugulosus, 981 nucleotides. RefSeq lists its product as uncharacterized. The coding region runs from base 1 to 981 and encodes 326 amino acids. NCBI's taxonomy places the organism in Eukaryota, Fungi, Ascomycota, Eurotiomycetes, Eurotiales, Trichocomaceae. The transcript is spliced from 3 exons. The record is from RefSeq and is a predicted model, not a curated record.
AUGGCCGACCCCAUGAACAUCGAUUCAACAACAACCACCAUCAUGACCUCCAAAUUCCCCAUGCAGGCCCGCCAAGGCACAACAGUGCGAACUGGUUACAUGGGCACCAUUCAGUACAAACUCGAAGAGUUUGUGUACGAAGAAUACGACCCCAAGCUACACGAUAUCACGGGCGUCUUUCACGCGCAGCGGGUUGACACCAACAGUAACGAGGAAGUCGAGUGUACUGUCAAGGUUCGGAUGCAGUUGAAUCCCGCAUUAAUCGGUGGCCAAUUCACAUACCUCGAGUAUAUGCAGCGUUACUCGCCGUAUGAUAUCAAAGAAGAAAGUCGUAUUCUACGCGCCUGUGCGUUUUCCGGUCGAACUCCAAAGUUUCUAGAUAGUGCUUCUGAAGUUCAGGAUCAUACGGGUUUUUUUCCCGGUGGUUAUUUGCAUGUUCUUGCAACGAGCAAGUUGCCUGGGGUGCCGAUUUCUCGAUUUCUUCAGGGAGCAUGGAACUUGACGGAGAAUGAUUUGCAGGUUAUCAAACAGGAUCUUGUGAUAACCAUCAACCACAUUCGCAGCGUCGGCUACACGCUCACCUCCGAAGAAACCACCCUCACCCUCAACGCCGCAAACCAGCUCGUCGUCACCGAAAACCCCUUACUCAUCGACGAAAACCACAUCUGGUACGACCGCGCCAGCCAAACCGUCUCCUUUUUCGACCUGUCUCGCUUCUGCCACAGUAGCCGCCGCCCUUACCAACAACACUACGGCUACUAUAUUGCUAGCAACAGCAAUGAGUCGUCGCCGAGGACAGAGAAAGCGCUGAUGGGUUCUGAGCUUUGGAAGAGGCUUGUUGCUGCAAGUCAAGUUGCGCGUUUUGCUGCAGAUCAAAGAAGUUUUCAGUUGUGUUUGAGGAGCAGGGCAGAAGAACCGGCACCAGCAGCAGCUUUGAGAAAUAAUGAUGAUUGGCAGAUGGUGGGCGCGGCGGCCAAUUAG